Messenger RNA from Penicillium riverlandense, 858 nucleotides. RefSeq lists its product as uncharacterized. Bases 1 to 858 code for a protein of 285 amino acids. The transcript has a single exon. The record is from RefSeq and is a predicted model, not a curated record. NCBI's taxonomy places the organism in Eukaryota, Fungi, Ascomycota, Eurotiomycetes, Eurotiales, Aspergillaceae.
AUGUCAAUGAAUACAUUGAAUCUUCGGAACGGUGGCAUCCUGGCCGGUCUUCCCUAUUCAACCAGUGAAUAUGAAUAUCGGGGAGCAAAGCACUUCUGGAAAACCAUUGAUGCAGAAGUGAAUCUACUCGACCAUGAUAAAACGGGAGACAGGAGUCAAUAUGUAAUAUUUACACAUCUGCCCGAACAGAAGUUCCUGGAAGAGAUUGACUCUGAGGAAUUCAAAUUUUUCGAUUCCUAUGAUCCCGAAUUCGAAAUUCUUUUGCUCAAAAUGCCUACCAAAGCUCAUGAACUACUGAGCGAGGAGUUUGCCGCUGAGCUAAUUGCAAAAUUCGCCCUUGAGGGCAUGAACGAUGCUCGACGCGGGUUGUUUCAACUGGGACACGCCCGAGUCGACUUGCCUUCGCGGCGGAAGGAGCCCGACAAGUCGUAUCAGCCAGAAACACUCCCGGCAGGCCGCACCGACCACUUCCCUUCGUUCAUAAUCGAGACAGGGUUUUCGGAGUCCCUGGGCAAGUUGCGCAACAAUGCCACUUUGUGGGUGACCGAAUCCAGUGGCGAUGUGAAGAUCGCUCUCCUCAUGUCGACUAGUAAGAAAACGAAGGGCAUCGUAUUCGAAAUCUUUCAGCCCGGCCACCACCGCUUCACCCGAGGGCACCCUGCCAGGGUAGUUGCCGAAUUGAAACAAAAGGCAACCGUCAAGACCGACAAGGAUGGCCAAGUCGUGGCCGAUGGCCGUCUCAGAAUCCCAUUCGAGGAUCUCUUCCUGCGGCGCCCUAUCUCGCCGGAGAAAGAUCUCAUUUUCUCGGAGGGUGACUUGAUCUUUAUCGCAAGGAAGGUCUGGAGUUCUCAAUUCUGA